Messenger RNA from Drosophila elegans, 3778 nucleotides. Its product is annotated as tetratricopeptide repeat protein 37. Gene Ontology annotation, molecular function: protein binding. The transcript is spliced from 13 exons. Lineage: Eukaryota; Metazoa; Arthropoda; Insecta; Diptera; Drosophilidae. Gene Ontology annotation, cellular component: Ski complex. The record is from RefSeq and is a predicted model, not a curated record. Bases 48 to 3746 code for a protein of 1232 amino acids.
CCCAACACUUGAAAUAGUAAAGAAGAAAAUAAACAUUUGUAUUUACAAUGAGUGGCGGAAAAGAGCUAAAAGCCUUGAUUAAGGACAUCCGGGAGACGUUAAAGCUGGGCAAGCACGCGGAGGCCAUACCUAAGUGUCAGCGCCUGCUAAAAUCGGAUCCCAAGAACGCCAUGGGCUACUUGUUGCUCGGGGCCGCCUACCAGAAUAUAGACAAGGCGGAGGCAGCCAAGAACCUGAGGCAGUGCAUCGAGUUCACGGAGGGACCCGCCACCGCCGCUCUCCUGGGUCUGGCCAACUGCGCGCCCAGCAACGAGCUGCCGGAGAUCUACGAUCAACUGGCGGAUCUGCAACCAGAACAAUCCUUGGACUUUUGGGAGAAGCUUUUCAACUUGGCUUCAGAUUCAAGUUUGGCACCCGCUUGCUUUGCUGUAUUAAAAAAGAGGGUUAAAAACCCAGAGGACAAAAAUUAUGGCAAAAUCCUGGAAUACCUGGCACGCAUUUGGUUCGCCAACGAUUUUGAAGUCACACCAGAAGAUUCUGAACUUUAUAAAACAACGAUGGAAGCUCUGCUGGCCAGCGGUGAUUCAAAUGCCAAGAGCGUCGUCUACAAGCGCUACCUUAAGUGGCUCUACAAGGAGAAGGAUUUUGUGGCCUGUGUGCGGCACGCCUGCAACAUGGUCGAAUCUCAUCCCAAGGAUGUCUACGGCUUUGAGUGGAUAUGCAAGACGUACUGCGAAAACCACGAUCAACCAAACCGAGAUCUCUGGCAGCAGGAGUUGAGACAUCCCAUCCAGGUGUACGCUGAGCAACUGCUGCAACUAAAUCCGAACUCCAACUUGGCCCUGUUGAUCAAGGCACUGGACCUUUAUGUUGAGGGGCAAUUUGUGGCAUCCAGACAGUUGGCGCUGCAAGCGCAGCAAAGCCAUCCAGCGUACAAGGUGACGCUGGAGCUUUUAGCCAACAUCCACAUGGAGCUGGGCGCCUACAAGCUGGCUCUUCAGCUGUGGCGGCAGCUUGGGCAGGAAAACGAAGCUUAUGCUCUGUGUUUAGCGCACGAAAAGGAGAAUUCCCAAUUGAGAGAAGGAGUCAGGAUGUUGCAAACGCUCGAGAAGUCAGAGUGCAAUGUAAAGGCUUUAGCUCGUUGCUACUUCAAGCUGGGUGAGCUGCAGCUGCUGAAAGAUUUACCUCUGGAUGAGCUUUCCAAGGCAGAAUAUCUCUUGUCCCCCGCUGAAGCUCUUCGGGAAAUUGGCAACCAAGAGUCCUUCGAGGCUCAGCUGCUUUGUGGCAAACUGCACAUGCAGCUAAAGAACUAUUCAGAUUCCCUGAACUGCGUGCUGAAGGCCACUCGUCUGCGUCCGCACUUCGCCGAGUGCUUCGACUAUCUGGGCAGGCUGUAUCCGCUGGCAACUGGGGACUUGUCACGUGCCCGCAAGUGCUAUGAAAAGUGCAUCAGUCUCAAUGCCCUGGCCGAGGAAGCUGUCGAUGCGCUGAGUUUCAUCUACCAGGAACUGGGCGAGGAGGAGCUAAACGAGACGCUUCUUCUAAACACUUUGCGGCAUCUGGGCAGCGACGAAUCAAUCCGACUGCAGUACAAGCUGGGACUGCACUUUUUGCAAGUGAAGAAGUGGGACAACGCCAUCCAAUGCUUCCGGAUUGCCAUCAAGCACGACUCGCGCUGCAUGGUCUACUGGGAGUCGUUGGGCGAUGCUUAUGCCGCGCGUGGAUCCUACAACUCGGCAAUUCGGGUCUUCCAAAAGAUUCUCGAGCUGUCCCCGGAGAAUAGUUAUGCUCUGCUCCAAAUAGCCUCUAUUAAAACGACAAUUCGCAUGUAUUCCGAGGCAAUUGAAGAUUACGAUACGCUGCUAAGGCUAAAUCCUAGUUACCUGCCUGGGUUAAGAGGUGCAGCAGAGGCGCAUAUUGGCUUGGCGAACAGUUUUAAGAGCCAGAACUUGUAUGGCAGGUCAAAGCAGCAUUUUCAAUUAGCUGUGGGCCACCUUCAAAGUGCCUUUCUUCAGCCAGAGGCACAGAGCAUGGUCUGGCUGUGGCGCCUCUCGGCCAGCGUGUUCGUACAAACGGCCCAACUACCGCCCUCCUUGGCCAACUUGGAUGUGGCUGGAAGUCUGGCCAAGCGCGAUGAACCCAUUGCGUAUCUGUCGCGCAAGGAUCUCCUGCAGCUGGCUCAACGCUUCUAUCUUUGCGCUUUGAAGCUGAAGCAGAACACCUACCUGUGGUAUGAGCUGUCGCUGGCUAGCUACUACAGUGCCCUCUUCAUUCCUGAGGAGGCCAAGGGUCACCUGGAGACAGCGGCAAAGGUAUGCAAGAUGGCCAUCAAAGAGCGGAGCAAUCGAUGGCAGAAUUGGAAUCUACUCGGAGUGAUCAACAUGCAUUCUGAAUAUGAGAAUCUGCCGCUGGCACAGCACUGCCUCAUUCAGGCGGUGGAGCUGGAACGGAAAUGUUUCACGGCUUGGACCAAUCUCGGAGUGCUGUACAUCCAGUUGAAUGAAACCCGACUGGCCAAUGAGGCCUUCAAGCGAGCCCAGCAAUCGAGUCCCGUGUACGCCAACGCUUGGAUAGGCCAGGCCAUCCUGGCGGAGACGAUUGGUGACCGCGAGGAGGCCUUCGACCUGUUCCGCCAUUGCCAGCAGUUCGAUUACCACCCGGAGUCGGCUCUCGGUUUCGCGCAUUGGGUGUGCGAGAUGCUAUCGGAUCCGGAGUCUCGGAACAAGCAGCACAUCAGGCAUGCCAUCGAUCACAUGUACGCGGAUGUCUAUGCACUGGAUGCCAUCAAUUGGUACGUGCAAAAUGAGGAGGCAGAUGCUAGUAUCGCAUCGCUGUCGUUUCAGGGAUUUUUGUACGCCCGGAAAAAACUGUAUCGUCAAGCGAUCGAAGCAUUCACCCGCGCCUGCAACAUAUGCCAGCCUGGAGCGGAUCGAGACAAGCUCUAUACGAAUUUGGGAUACCUCUAUCUUAAACUUGACCAACCGGAGCAGGCAGUAAACGCACUAAACACUGUGGCCCAUGCCACAUUUAAACCAAUUAUUGGCCUGGCCCAGGCGUACUACCGAUCCGGACAGCUGCAGGAAUCCUAUUCGAUUUACAACUCUGUGUUGAGCAACGUGGUGGGCCAAGAUGAUGAUAAGGCGGCCACCAUUCUGGUGGCCAUGGCAUCCAUGAUAUACGCUUUCCAGGGAGAAGCAGACACUAAAACGCUACUCUGUCAGUGUGUCCUGUUAAAGGAAGUGCCCAUUCAGGCCCUGUACUCUGCCUUUGCCUUGGGCAUAAUUCAUAGGGAUAACGAGUUGAGCCAGACAAUAAUGACAGAGCUGAGUGCGUACGCUUUCAAGGAGGAGUAUUGUGCCGAGGUGUCCUACCUGACGGCCAACUAUAUCCUGAUAAACGAGGGUGCACGCAAGGCGUUGUGCUAUCUACAGUCCCGAGUCCGAAUGUAUCCCCAUUCCGCUGGACUUCGCAAGGUGUUGCUUAAGUUUCUUCUUGACUAUUUCCUGGAGGAACGGUCCCAUCAACUGGCCACCUCGAACAUGGCUCUGAUAGCUCUUACACUGGGCCAUACCAAUCAGCAGAAUGGCAUAUUGGCCAGCGAGGAGGCACAGACGACCAUCUAUGCCAGCCAGGCCGUGAGUGCAGUGGACAAGGUCUGCUCCCUGAAGCUGGUGCAGCGCGCAAUCCGACUGAAUCCCGCAGACCAGCAAGCCAGGCAAUUACUUUCCGCCAUAUCGGCUCAUUGAUAAUAAUACCCAAUAAAAAUUGCGAUUUGAAA